UACGUAAACGGUCACACUACAUCCCAUCUGAUAACAAAUGAGUUUUAUUUUUAAUUUUAUUGCCUCUUUUGUACGCAAAAUGCUCGAGCUUCUGCAAUUUGGAGGCAAGACACUGUCCAACACGCUCAGCAUUUACGUCAAGACCAACACGGGAAAGACGCUUUCGGUCAACCUGGAGCCGCAGUGGGACAUUAAAAACGUUAAGGAAAUUGUGGCGCCGCAGCUGGGACUUCAGCCUGAUGAAGUCAAGAUAAUCUUUGCCGGAAAGGAGCUGAGUGAUGCCACCACCAUAGAGCAGUGCGAUUUGGGUCAGCAGAGCGUCCUGCACGCCAUCCGCCAGCGUCCGCCAGUGCGACGUCAGAAAAUCGAAUCAGCCACAUUGGAAGAAGAGGAGCCAGCACCGCUGGAAGAGCCCUCCAAGCCGCUGAACGAAACCCUGCUGGAUCUACAGUUGGAAAGCGAGGAAAGGCUGAACAUAACCGACGAGGAACGAGUCCGAGCCAAAGCCCACUUCUUUGUCCAUUGCAGUCAGUGCGACAAAUUAUGUAAUGGCAAGCUCCGAGUGCGUUGCUCGCUCUGCAAAGGCGGUGCCUUUACUGUCCACCGCGAUCCCGAGUGCUGGGACGAUGUCCUGAAGUCACGCCGUAUACCCGGUCACUGCGAGAGCCUGGAGAUUGCCUGUGUCGACAAUGAGGCUGGAGAUCCUCCAUUCGCAGAGUUCUUCUUCAAGUGCGCCGAGCAUGUUUCGGGGGGCGAAAAAGAUUUCGCUGCCCCUCUCAACCUAAUCAAGAAUAAUAUCAAAGAUGUGCCUUGUCUUGCCUGCACAGAUAUAAGCGAUACUGUUUUGGUCUUCCCGUGCGCCUCGCAGCAUGUUACCUGCAUCGACUGCUUUCGUCAUUACUGCCGGUCCCGCCUGAGCGAACGCCAGUUUAUGCCACAUCCAGACUUUGGAUACACUUUGCCAUGCCCGGCUGGCUGUGAGCACUCAUUUAUCGAGGAGAUUCACCAUUUUAAGCUAUUGACCCGCGAGGAAUAUGAUAGGUACCAGCGAUUUGCUACCGAGGAGUAUGUCUUGCAGGCUGGCGGAGUUCUAUGCCCGCAGCCGGGAUGUGGAAUGGGCCUACUAGUCGAGCCUGAUUGCCGAAAGGUUACCUGCCAGAAUGGCUGUGGCUACGUAUUCUGCCGCAAUUGCCUGCAGGGCUAUCAUAUUGGGGAGUGUCUGCCGGAGGGUGUGGGUUCCAGGUCGCAGAACUCUUGCGAGUAUACCGUCGACCCGAAUAGAGCCGCCGAGGCCCGUUGGGAAGAGGCCAGCAAUGUCACCAUCAAAGUCAGCACCAAACCCUGUCCCAAAUGUCGAACGCCCACAGAGCGAGAUGGAGGCUGUAUGCACAUGGUCUGCACACGCGCCGGCUGCGGCUUCGAGUGGUGUUGGGUCUGCCAAACUGAAUGGACACGCGACUGCAUGGGUGCUCACUGGUUCGGAUAGGAGUCGUUACCCUAUCCUGCAUUUUUCCUAACCCAUUUUUAUCAUUUAUUGUUGACUACUUGUAAAAUUUCAAAUGUAUGAUGUCCUUAAAGAAAGACUGGUUAAAGCA
Molecule: messenger RNA, 1595 nt
Organism: Drosophila bipectinata
Lineage: Eukaryota; Metazoa; Arthropoda; Insecta; Diptera; Drosophilidae
Gene: park
Product: E3 ubiquitin-protein ligase parkin
Biological process (GO): positive regulation of proteasomal ubiquitin-dependent protein catabolic process; autophagy of mitochondrion; negative regulation of protein phosphorylation
Cellular component (GO): cytosol; endoplasmic reticulum; Golgi apparatus
Molecular function (GO): zinc ion binding; ubiquitin protein ligase activity; ubiquitin conjugating enzyme binding
Source: RefSeq, a predicted model, not a curated record